This is a messenger RNA of Habropoda laboriosa, 798 nucleotides long. Its product is annotated as RWD domain-containing protein 1. Gene Ontology annotation, molecular function: protein binding. The transcript is spliced from 4 exons. The coding region runs from base 33 to 755 and encodes 240 amino acids. The record is from RefSeq and is a predicted model, not a curated record. Gene Ontology annotation, biological process: cytoplasmic translation. Lineage: Eukaryota; Metazoa; Arthropoda; Insecta; Hymenoptera; Apidae.
AAUUUCUAACGAUUAAUUGUAUUUAAAUCAUCAUGGAUUAUAAAGACGAGCAAGAUAAUGAGCUAGAAGCUUUAGAAUCGAUCUAUUGCGGAGAAUUGGAAAUUUUAGAUGUAGAACCAUUUUAUACAUUUGCUAUACCUAUUAAUACUGAAGAAUAUGAGCCAGAUACUGGAAACGGUCUUAGUUGUCGCUUGGAAUUUACGUACACUGCUCAAUAUCCAGAUGAACCAUUAUUAAUAUCAAUAGAGGAACCUGAAAAUUUUGAAAAAGGAAAUGCUGAAAAAUUAAAGGAGCAUUUAAUGCAAGAAAUGAAUGAAAAUCUUGGAAUGGUUAUGGUAUUUACACUAGUUAGUGCUGCUAAGGAAUGGCUUAAUGUACAGUGGGACAGAAUAAAAUUCAAAAGAGAGGAAAGUGCAGCACUUAAACUUAAAGAGGAAGAAGAAGCAGAAAGGAAAAAGUUUGAAGGAACACGAGUUACAGUUGAAACAUUUUUAAGCUGGAAAGAAAAGUUUGAUGAAGAAAUGGGAUAUACAAAACGAAGAGAAAUGGCUGAUCGUGAAGUAAAAAAAUUAACUGGAAGAGAAUUAUUUAUGACUGAUAAAACAUUGGAUCAGUCUGAUUUGAAGUUCUUAGAUGAUGAUUCUGUUAAAGUAGAUGAAAGUUUGUUUCAAAAUCUGGAUGAUUUAGAAUUAGAAGAUGAUGAUGACGAUGAUGAUCCUGAUUAUGAACCAAAUGUUUCUGAUGAUAGAACCUAAAAUAAAUACACUAUACGUUCCAUGCUACUACUUAUAAGAUGAU